UUUCGACGGGCUUGACGCUGGUCCCGUUAUCUGCCCGUCGGACGAAACGUCGUCCGAGGAUUUAAAAAGGAUGGAGCGACGGACAGAAGAAUACUCCGCUCGUCGGGGAACUUCGAUGAAAUUCACCUGCUGCAUUUGGAAGAUGUUCUCGACGCCGAGCUGGUGGAUUUGUGUCGCCUGCGUGGCCGGUGUCCUCCCGCCCUGCUGCUCGGGCGUUCACGUGUUCGUGCGGGAUGAGAAGAGGUACUCGGUGCUGUUCCAGUCUGUGGUUCUGCCAUGUCAGUACAGCAGUGUGUCCACCCAGACGCCCGUGGUACAGUGGGUCUACAAGUCGUACUGCCGCGACCGCACACGGGAUUCCUUCAGCGUCCCCGACAGCCUGGGCGGAAGCAUGGGAGGAGGAGGGAUGACGGGGGGGUCGGCAGGAGCCGGCGGAGGCUACGAGACGGGGAUGGCGGCGAACUACCUUGACUGCUCUGACAACAGCCGGACAGUCCGAACUGUGGCCUCCAUCUCUGGUUCCGCAAUCACGCUGUCAGAGUACUACAAGAACAGAGACAUCUCCAUCAUUAACAAGGCAGACCUGCGGAUAGGAGAGGUCCAGUGGGGAGAUAGUGGAGUUUACAUCUGCAAAGUGGUUAUAUCUGAUGAUCUGGAGGGUCAGAACGAAGCCCCCGUGGAGCUGCUGGUUCUGGGUUUCUCAGGUGUGCCUGAAGAUCUGCUGCCAGACUUUGAUUUGAAGAUUAUGCCAGAGUGGGUGUUUGUGGCGGCAGUGGCGCUUGGCAGCGUGUUGUUCCUGCUGUUGGUUGGGGUUUGCUGGUGUCAGUGUUGUCCUCACUCCUGCUGCUGCUACGUCAGCUGCUGGUGCUGCCCUGACACAUGCUGCUGCCCCAGACACCUGUAUGAGGCAGGUAAGGGCAUAAAGACAGGCACCUCCACCCCUCAGUCUCCCGUCUACCCUCCAUACUUUGUCUCUGGUGUCCCGACCAUGGUACCCAUCGCCCCCCCAUCCCUAGUGGACAAGAUGUCUUCUUUCCCGCCUUCGGACGGCAGCCUGGUCACAGCAGUGCCGAUGCGUGCUGUAGGGCUUCCCUACCGCGUGCCCUCGCCUCAGGAUCAGGACUCUCUCAGGGUGCUGCAGUAUGUAGAGAAACAGCUGGCUCACUUCAACCCUGCCAGGUCCACCAGCCACCAGUCCUGCAGUGUGUCCGAGCUUAGCUCUCUCCACGAGGGUGAAACUGGCUUCCGCCAAACAUACCGGAACAUCCAGAAGAAGGCUCUGCCCACCAUCCCCGACCACGACGCUCAGCCUGAACCCCAGCGCUACCGUGACAACCGCAGCCCGGAGCCACAGCGCUACCGCGACAACCUCCCUUCACCCCAGCGUUAUCGCGAUGACCCCGACUCAGAGCCCCGUCGGUGCCGCGACGAGCCUAUUCCUCCGCGACGAUACAGCGACGAUCCUCCGUGCUCCUCACCGCCGCGCCGGCUCUGCCGCAAUCAACAGCAACAGAACCACAGCGAGGAGGAGAACCACAGCAGGUGGAACCCUCGCUCGGAACAUCUGCAAAGAAAGACAUACCGCACCGCAGGACGCACCGGCUCACUGGACGAGCUGGAGGAGUUUGCUUCUUGUUACAAACAGAAAGCAGGCAGAGGUGCAGAGAGGAUUGAAGAAGACCGCGGAGACUAUGAGAUGGAGUUUCUGGAGUUCAGUCGAUAUCCUUCCUCCCGCAACGGUCCACCUCAGCAUUACCACAAUGAUGAAAAUGAACUCAGAGACAACAGGGAACAUGACGACCAUCCCAGACGCAACAGGAGCAACGGACACAGCAUAAGCCCAAUUCCCUCACCCAAAAAGAGAAGGGGCACUUGGGAUAACGAGCUAUCGGUUCCACCCCCUCCCAGAGUCAGUCCGCCAUCAACUUCCUCUCAGGAGAAGGACUAUGACGGCGCGUUCCUCAACAGCCUGCUGGACCGCAAGGCUAAGCUGCGAGGGGUCGGCCAGGGGAGGAGCGGGGCCCGGGGCGAGGGAGGUUCAGACACACCCUCGAAGGGCAGCUCCAAAAAGAGCAGCGGGGAAUCCAGUCGGCACUGCAGCCGCUCGCCGAGUAACAGGCCUGAGGCGGAUUCACUGCCACCUUCCUCGGACACAGAGCGAAGCAGAACUGACAGGCCAUCUCCGCGGCCGCUCCCCGCAUACGCCCGCUCCCCUCAGUCUCCUGCCCUUUCCCUGCCCAGUGGCAGAGAGGAGCCCAGAGACAAGUCCCGCAAAGUGAGCACCCUCCUCAGUCGAGAUUCGCUCAUCGUCUGAUCGACCAAGAAACGCGGAGACUGAAAUCGUGGAGCGAACGCAGCGUACAGCCGUGACGCUCCACGUAAACGGCAACGUCAGCCGAUUUGAAAAAGAUGAUGGCGUCGAUUCUGAGCGCUGAAUCAGCACCGAUGACCGAAGAAAUGGGUGAACAGACACACUUUUGUCGUCGAGACUGGGGUCCCUGGGGCUUUCCGCCUGUGACGUCGCUGAGCAAUGAAGUCAUCACCCGCUCAGUUUCUGUCACCGGCUGCCUCAUAUAUAUCUCAGCUGGACUAACUUGUUGGUGUUUGUGUGACCUGGGCUCUCCCACGGAGCAGGACAUUGUUUGUACCCCCUUACCCCUCUAUCCCUGUAAGACGCUGUGGAGACUUACUUUACGCUUCUAGAACAAUGAGCACAUUCAUUUCCAUUCAAUGAGAUAUCUGCAUUUAAAAAGCUCUGCUGUAGAAAGAGGGAAUAUGACAACACCAUUAUUGUAAAGCUGUAGCUUCAGUUGUGUGUGACAACACACACACUGAGUCAUUCAGACUUGCUGCAACAGCAGCUGUUUUCAGCAAAAACACACCAAUAAUCCCAACGUACAUCUGCUCAUCACCAAAGGGACGACGACAGACACUUAGUAGCUGAACUUUGAGGAGGAUUUAGCAACAAACUCUAUUAUUUUAACUAAAAGUUGAGUAAAAAGGAGAGUAAACAAGUUAACUGUUAGACUUCAGUUCAUCAGGUGAACAGAUAUGUGUCUCCAACUGAAUGCUUAUAUUUCUCCUUGUCAGCUGGAUAUAUAAAUAAAAAACUGAUCGCUAACGCAUUUGCCAUAACAAGUGUACAGUAUCAGGGGAAUAUCAUCAUGUCAUCGUUGUGUUUACAGCUUGUUCUGUUGACCCCGUGUAACAAAAAAAAUCAACCCAUACCCACGAGUGCACAUGAGCUUGGUUAUACAAGUUUUAAUACCGCGCGCAGCAGCAUUUAUCAGCUGGAAAUCAAUAUGAUUAGAUUAUGUUUUAAAGCAACAUACGAUCAGAAACAAAGCUCUAAAGAGGCCAAAAAAUGAAGUAUCAAAACUGAAAGAAAACUGUGAAUGUAUUUGAUAUGUUAAGGGGCGUCAGUUCAACAAUAACUGAUAUAUAUAUAUAUAUAUAUAUGUAUAUAUAUAUAUAUAUAUAUAUAUGUAUGUAUAUAUAUACGUAUGUAUAUAUAUAUAUACAUAUAUAUAUAUACACAUAUAUAUAUAUAUACAUAUAUAUAUAUAAACACACACACACACACACACAGACACACACAGCAAGCUUGAUGGACAAAAUACUAAACCCACAAGGGUUUGGACUAAUUCUGUAUUUGCUGCAGUGAUGUACUUACUUCUGAGUUAAAGACAAAUAAAAACGAAAUAAUGUUAUUUAACAGGACGUUGUCUGUGUGUCGGUGGAGCUUUUCAUCUUCUAUUAAAACAUGUUAGAAUUUGCACAAAGUAACUUCAAGGGACUAAAACGUGAUGAAAUGUUGUACUGUUAUUGUUAUUAUUUUUUUAAUAUACAUUUAAGGUAUUGAACUGCCACUUUCCUGGAAAGCGUGUUUGUACUAAAGUGUGGAGAGCAAACAUGUACGCAUGUAUACUUUACCUUUUUAUGUGUGCGAUGUGUGUGAUAUUAUGGUUGUAAAUGAUGUUGUUUGUCUAAGCGCUCCAGUGUGGCUGUGUACAUAAGAUGAAGUGUCUUUGAUUUGAUAACUGUAAUUCAGCCUCUUCUUAUCGCUGCUGAGUCAACAGCUUCACCAACACCUUUAUGUGUUAUCGAACAGGCACACACGGUACACAAAACGCACACUGACCCUCUGACUCCUGGAUAUUUAUCAGAUGUGUCGCAUCUUCUGUUUUUAACCAUACACAGUAUUUCAUUAAUCUUGCCUCCACAGUGAGGCAUAUAUAAGUGAAAAGUCGAACGGCAGCGCUUAGUUUUCUUCGGCUGUCUGGUACUAACAACUGUGUGUGUGUGUGUGCCCCUUUACUUCUGUAAAGGAGACAAUGUGUAAUUGAGUAUGACUCAUGUCUUUGUUCAUUGUUGUGACCACGGACGGCCCGUCUUAACCACACUCACACAUCAGUUCUGCGAGCUCAGUCACAGAAAUCUGCCGUGUUUUGUCGUCCACAAAAAGAGUUUGUCACAACGCUCACGUCCGUUUAAUUAAAAUGGCCAAAGUGCAGGGUGGCAAACUCUUGAGACCAAUCGUGUCAAUGUUCCUUUUGCUCUCAGCGAAUAAACUCAGCAGAAAUAUGAGAA
Scophthalmus maximus (turbot) is the source of this 4590-nucleotide messenger RNA. Its product is annotated as immunoglobulin-like domain-containing receptor 2. NCBI's taxonomy places the organism in Eukaryota, Metazoa, Chordata, Actinopteri, Pleuronectiformes, Scophthalmidae. Gene Ontology annotation, biological process: pancreas development. The coding region runs from base 71 to 2314 and encodes 747 amino acids. Gene Ontology annotation, cellular component: membrane. The transcript is spliced from 10 exons. The record is from RefSeq and is a predicted model, not a curated record.